Molecule: messenger RNA, 1257 nt
Organism: Rangifer tarandus platyrhynchus (Svalbard reindeer)
Lineage: Eukaryota; Metazoa; Chordata; Mammalia; Artiodactyla; Cervidae
Source: the annotation of a GenBank genome assembly
AUGUCUCUUUUGGAUUGUUUCUGCACUUCACGAACACAAGUUGAAUCACUCAGACCUGAAAAACAGUCUGAAACCAGUACCCAUCAAAAUUUGGUUGAUGAGCCCCCGCUUUCCUUGCUGCCUUCAUCCACUAGCGCCAGUCAAGUGAUCUGUUCCACCGAUGUUUCUCACUAUGAACUCCAAGUGGAAAUAGGAAGGGGAUUUGACAACUUGACUUCUGUCCAUCUCGCACGGCAUACUCCUACAGGAACACUGGUCACUAUAAAAAUCACAAAUCUGGAAAACUGCACUGAAGAACGCCUAAAAGCUUUACAGAAAGCAGUGAUUCUAUCCCACUUUUUCCGGCAUCCCAAUAUUACAACUUACUGGACUGUUUUCACUGUUGGCAGCUGGCUUUGGGUUAUUUCUCCUUUUAUGGCCUAUGGUUCAGCAAGUCAACUCUUGAGGACUUACUUUCCUGAAGGAAUGAGUGAAACUUUAAUAAGGAACAUUCUCUUUGGAGCAGUGAGAGGGUUGAACUAUCUGCAUCAAAAUGGCUGUAUUCACAGGAGUAUUAAAGCCAGCCAUAUCCUCAUUUCUGGUGAUGGCCUAGUGACCCUCUCUGGCCUGUCCCACCUGCAUAGUUUGGUUAAGCACGGACAGAGGCAUAGGGCUGUGUAUGAUUUCCCACAGUUCAGCACAUCAGUGCAGCCGUGGCUGAGUCCAGAACUACUGAGACAGGAUUUACAUGGAUAUAAUGUAAAGUCAGAUAUUUACAGCGUUGGGAUUACAGCCUGUGAAUUGGCCAGUGGGCAGGUUCCUUUCCAAGACAUGCACAGGACACAGAUGUUAUUACAGAAACUGAAAGGUCCUCCCUACAGUCCAUUGGAUGCCAGUAUUUUUCCUCAGUCAGAAUCCAGAAUGAAAAAUUCCCGAUCAGGUGUAGACUCUGGGAUCGGAGAAAGUGUACAUGUCUCCAGUGGGACUCGCACAGUAAAUAGUGACAGAUUGCAGACACCCUCCUCAAAAACGUUCUCUCCCGCCUUCCUCAGCUUGGUACAGCUCUGUUUGCAACAAGAUCCUGAGAAAAGGCCAUCAGCAAGCAGCUUACUGUCCCAUGUUUUCUUCAAACAGAUGAAAGAAGAAAACCAGAGUUCCAUACUUUCACUGUUGCCUCCUCCUUGUCACAAGCCAUCAAUAUCACUGUCUCCAGCAUCACCUUGGACUGAGCCAGAAUGUGAUUUUCCUGAUGAAAAAGACUCAAACUGGGAAUUCUAG